Phanerochaete carnosa HHB-10118-sp is the source of this 250-nucleotide messenger RNA. RefSeq lists its product as uncharacterized. NCBI's taxonomy places the organism in Eukaryota, Fungi, Basidiomycota, Agaricomycetes, Polyporales, Phanerochaetaceae. The transcript has 2 exons. The annotation marks the transcript as partial. The record is from RefSeq and is a predicted model, not a curated record.
CCCUACCAUUAGGUUCCAGCUGGCGCACGUCAACACGCAGAUUGAUGCGGCAUGCGACAAUCUUUUCGUGGGCGAGCUUCUCUGCCUAGGCAUUACCGGACAGGACUGCACUAGUGUCCACGUUGUCCAGAACGGCGACGUCUGCCUUACGAUCGCCAAUGAGGCUGACAUAACUGUCAAUACUCUCCUUGCCAACAAUCCCAACGUGAACAGCGGCUGCACCAACCUUAUCGUCAAUGAGGUACGUCGA